AUGCUUCAUCUGCUUCCUUCUCUUCUGCUUGUUGUUAUUUUCCAACAUGUGCUCUCGUCUCCCUGGGAAAUGGUUGAGGUGAUCCUUGCCAGUGAACACUACAACGGCAAGCACCAUUACUUAGAUGAUUUUUUCGAACUGUUUGACGAAUUUGCUGAACAGGAAGGUAUUCACAUCAACAAAAGAAACUUCCGCGAAAUUCAAACAAACAUCAACGGUUUGCCAGUCGCCAAGUACGGACUACGCGGCGUCGAUUGCGAGAAGUUCCGGCAGUUUCUCAGCGGCAUCAAGGCUCAGAAGUAUCAUCUUCAGUAUGCGUCUGUGAAGUGCGGUCCGAUGACAUUCUCGUUGUGCAUGGCCUUCUCGUGCGCUCCUGAUGAUUUCCAUCUGACGACUACAAGAGCCCCUACAACAGCAUGGGUCCAUUAG
Messenger RNA from Necator americanus (New World hookworm), 429 nucleotides. RefSeq lists its product as uncharacterized. NCBI's taxonomy places the organism in Eukaryota, Metazoa, Nematoda, Chromadorea, Rhabditida, Ancylostomatidae. The transcript is spliced from 4 exons. Bases 1 to 429 code for a protein of 142 amino acids. The record is from RefSeq and is a predicted model, not a curated record.